This is a messenger RNA of Erpetoichthys calabaricus (reedfish), 2217 nucleotides long. RefSeq lists its product as uncharacterized. The record is from RefSeq and is a predicted model, not a curated record. The transcript has 10 exons. Gene Ontology annotation, molecular function: RNA polymerase II cis-regulatory region sequence-specific DNA binding; DNA-binding transcription factor activity, RNA polymerase II-specific. NCBI's taxonomy places the organism in Eukaryota, Metazoa, Chordata, Cladistia, Polypteriformes, Polypteridae. Gene Ontology annotation, biological process: regulation of transcription by RNA polymerase II; anatomical structure development. The coding region runs from base 16 to 1752 and encodes 578 amino acids.
UCAUUUACGCGGUAAAUGCGAGUGUUUCGACAAACUGGGACAAAAGCAGGAAGUAGUGGAAAAAUAACAGGAAAAGACCAGAGUAAGAGAAAAGAGAGAUGUGUGUUAAGUGGGACCGCGCGUAACUUACAUUACUGGAUAUUUGUAAUUCUCGUUUUUCGGGAUAUCGCUGUUGUCGUGGACAAGAAGAGUGUCUUGCAAACGCUUGUUUUUAAAUACCAGAUGGCUAAGAAGUGCAAGAGUUCAGAACUGGUAGUGGCCUGUGAGUGGGCAUCAUGUACCUUUAAAGGAAAUAGCAUGGAAGAGCUUUGUGAUCACAUUUCUGUUCACUUGAGAGAACAUCUUGGAGAUGGAGACACCAUGGAAGAAUUAGAUGAUUAUGCCUGCCUGUGGAAUGGAUGCGAGUUUUUGGCAAUGGGAAGUCCCAACGAGUUGGUUGUCCAUGUGAAUUUUCAUAUCUUCCAUGCCAAACUGAAGUAUAUAGGAUCACAGCUAUUGCUUACUCAUCCAGAGCUGCGCAUGUGUUCUCAGGAUCGUCACAGUAAGAACCUUAUUCCAGAGCUGUCAGAGGCAUUUGUAUGUCAGUGGGAGCACUGUGAUAGUACUUUUAACAACCCAGAGUGGUUUUACCGUCACGUGGACAUGCAUGCCCAUUGUACUGAAAAAGAGGUUCUCCCCAACAGAGGCAAAGGUCUCUACUGCUGCUGGAAAGGCUGCGAUGCCACUUUCAAGAUUAAGUAUCGUUUGCGUGAGCACUUGCGCAGUCACACACAAGAAAGAGUGGCAGCCUGCCCUACUUGUGGAUGUAUGUUUGCUAGCAAUACAAAGCUCUUUGACCACAUACAAAGGCAAUCUGUGACAGAAGAACCUUUUUUGUGUGAACACUGUGAAAAGCCAUUUGCCAGUGAGAGGUUAUUGCGGGAUCAUGUCCGCCAGCACGUUAACCAUAUAAAGUGUCCUUUGUGUGACAUGACCUGCACUACCCUUGCUUCUUUGAGAACACACAUAAAGUUCAGACACUGUAAUGAGAGGCCAUUUCAGUGUGACUUUUGUGAAAGCAGUUUUAAAAACCCUCACGAUCUGCGUAAACAUAUGGAUACCCAUAAUGAAGGAGCUGCUUUCCACUGCAGUGUGGAAGGAUGUAAAUACUCCUCCCGAAUGGCACACACCAUGAACCAGCACUACAGAAGAGUCCAUGAGGGGGACACAAUGGCCAAAUACAAAUGUCACAUCUGUGAUAAGUGCUUCUCUUGGUGUUAUACUCUUACUCUUCACCUACGCAACAAGCAUGAAUUGAAAUGGCCUUCUGGACACUCUCGUUUCAGGUAUAAAGAGGAUGAAGAUGGAUAUUUGAGGCUGAAUAUGGUCCGUUAUGAGACUGUUGAGGUUACAGAACAAAUCAUGAACAACAUGGCAAAGAAGCGUACACCACGGAAAGCAGUUUCUAGUUUGUCAUCCAGUGAUCGGGUUUCGCUCAGCAACCAAGGAAAAAAUCCUUCUGUAACUGCAGGUCAAAAUGUAUCUGCCCCUGGUCACCUUGUCCAGUGUGAGACAAGAGAAGAUGCUGUCACAGAAAAGACUACCUCUGGUGAUGCAUCACCAGUCUACUGUGUCCUCAGCAAUGUUACAGAUCUCUUGCCUGAAUCUGGUUCAUCACCAGUUAGGGUAAUGGACACUUCUCAUAGAAGCACAACAGGGGCAGUUGAAACACUGACUGAAGUUGCAAGGGGACUUGGCAUACAGAUUGUAUAAAUUCUUUUUGAACUUAAAUUUCCACCCCAUCAUCCUGUAAAAUUUAAGCUGUCAUUCUAUUAAAUAUGGAGUUUGUGAUCAUCUGAAAAUUAAACCUUUUGAAUCUUAAGUUUACAGUAGUAAAAAGACCCCUAGAUAACUCAGGUUUUAUAGUACAGAGGAUACCUAUUUCACUUGGCUCUUUAUUUGUACCAGUAAUUUUCAGCCUUUAAGUGCACACUGUCUGAUCAGAAACAUCUGGAUUGUGUUUUGCUUCUUAAUCAAUUUGUAAAUGGGUAUUAUAGAAGGUUUAGAGGCAAGUUGACAUCUUUAGAAACAUUUAACAUUACCUUUUUUUUUAAACUGGUUUAUCAAGUAGAAGACAUUGUUUCCCAUAGUAAAUAUUUUGGACUUUGCGAUUACUGGUGCUACAUAAAAUUGUGUAUAUAUUGGUGGUAAUGUGAUUAUAUAAUACUCCAUUUAAAA